AUGGCGCAGACCGAGGUGGAGGGCUCGAAGGUGAGCACGAAGAAGAGCGGGAAGAGGAAGGCGAAGGAGUCAAGUGAUGAAGAGGAAGUACCGACCGUCAAGCCGCCAAAGAAGAAGCGUGCGACAAAGGAAUACAAGAGCAAGGAGUUCAUCGAAAGUGAAGAUGAGACUCCGGCACCGCCUUCCAAUCUACCCGCCAAGACCGCAGGGGAUUCUAACGAUGGUGUUGCGAAGACGAAUGCCCCUGCCAAACCUGUCAAACAGACAACGAGGAUGACGGCGACGCCUCAUGUCGCACCGAAGGCAAAGGGGAAGGGGAAGGCAAAGGCAACGGCGAAGGGGAAGGCAACGGCGAAGGUGAAGGCGAAGGUGAUGGUGUCGCAGAAGGACAUGUGGAAAAGACGUCCACCCACGUGUCUGACUUCAUGUGGGCACAUGCAACAGAUUCGCUCGUCCCUUGCGUUGGCUGCCAGGAGAAAGAGUGGCCAUGCAAGCUCAACACCGCCAACUUCAGUUGCUGCCUCGAAUGUGUAG
Messenger RNA from Sparassis crispa, 534 nucleotides. RefSeq lists its product as hypothetical. The transcript is spliced from 2 exons. NCBI's taxonomy places the organism in Eukaryota, Fungi, Basidiomycota, Agaricomycetes, Polyporales, Sparassidaceae. The record is from RefSeq and is a predicted model, not a curated record. Bases 1 to 534 code for a protein of 177 amino acids.